Messenger RNA from Osmerus eperlanus (European smelt), 4873 nucleotides. It is a transcript of the gene snx19a, whose product is annotated as sorting nexin 19a. Gene Ontology annotation, molecular function: phosphatidylinositol binding. The transcript is spliced from 11 exons. Lineage: Eukaryota; Metazoa; Chordata; Actinopteri; Osmeriformes; Osmeridae. The record is from RefSeq and is a predicted model, not a curated record. Bases 304 to 3120 code for a protein of 938 amino acids. Gene Ontology annotation, cellular component: intracellular membrane-bounded organelle.
UCUGUUACACAGUUUAUCUAAUUGAAACAGUACUGGUCUAGUUACAAAGCUUAUAUCCUUACAGACACCAGGGACAGCUUGCUAUCUUACUAAGUGGAUUAACCAGGCGAGCUACAAGACUGUAGCAUGCUAAGCUGUAUGUUGAAAUGCAUUUAAGUCCUUUUUGAAUGCAGUUAUUUAGUUUUUCAACAUUCCAGAAUCAACUGGUGGUCAACUGGAUGUUGGAUAGGAUGCAGGUAUUGAGUAAUUUCUAUCAAGCUCACCUAUUCCAUUGGUAUUAAGGGGAGUCACAACAAGUCAGUAAUGCCUCCUCCGGAUGCUCCAGGUUCUCACCAUUGGCCCCUGUCUGAGCUACUUGGUCAGCGGAGGCUGUUAGGGUUUACCAUUUUGCUGGCAUGGCUUGUCCUUUUCCAUCUGCUGGUGAAUGUGUGGCUGCUCUGCAUCUUCACCAGUCUCUUGGUGGUCCUUGGAGGUUGGCUAGGGAUCCGUGCUGCCCUCGACGCAAACAGCCUGCUCCACCUCGAACACUUCGUCCCCAUGGGAAGGCUCCAGUCGGCCCUGCACUCCCCUGAGAGCGAGUGGAGGCUGGACCACGAGAUCCACAACGCGGUCCACAAGGCGGUUCGGGACUUUGUCUCCUCGUGGUACCGCACCCUGGUGUUUGAGGAGGGGGGGGAGUUUGAGCAGGAGGUCCAGGAUGCCAUGCUGGAGUCUGUGAUGGAGCUGAAGGAACGAGCCCUGCGCGUGGACAGGAAAGCCCUUGUACAGAAGGCCCUGGAGCUAUGUGGCUGCCACUUGCAGAGCUACAUGACAGCCAGGGAAACGCAGGCGGAGGCUAACAAGCUCCAGAGAGAACGUAGCAGCCUGUGGGAGCUGUACAGCAAGGCAGACGCCCCCCACCCUGCCCUGAGCAGCCCGGCUACAGAGCUCAGCUACGCCAGGGCUGUGGUGAACCUCCUCCUCCAUGUUCUAGUCCCGUCCCCUCACCUGGAGACCAGGACGGGACGCUACAUGGUGGGGGAGCUCGUCACCUGCAACGUGUUGCUGCCUCUUGUCAGCAGGGUGUCGGAUCCAGACUGGCUGAACCUGACCAUUGUGGAAAUCUUCACCAAGUCACGAGAGCGACCGGGGCAAGAAGAGCUCUCUGGGACUCUGUAUAAAAGCCAGACCAGGCACGAGUCCUGGGCCACCUGUUGCUCAGACUCAACAACCUUAGAUGAACAAGACACCCCCAGCAAGAGUCAUUUUGACCUGGCAGGCGUUUCCUAUGACGCCAAUCCUCACGAGUCAUUCUAUAUGUCGCAAGGUUUGAAAGAAGAGGCUCUGCAGGACAGCAUGGUGAGUCUGGUCAGCUCUGGUAAAGGAGACAGCUGCUCCGCGGGGCUCCUCAGUCCCUGCCAAGCCAACUGCUUUUAUCAACAGACAGACUCAGACCAGGAAUCCCACUUACUGGAUUCCAAGAAGCACUCCUUCGACUCCCUUCUCCGCAUGGACUCUGAGGAGGACCAGGCAGACAGCUACUGCGAGUGCACUUCGUCCACAAACUUCUGCAGUGUGCUGGGUUUUGAGGAUGACCUGUCUGGAUGUUUUGGUCCCCUGAGGGCCCUUGGGACCAGGGUGACCGUGCCCGAGGAGCCUCACUGGCCGGCCGGCAUGGCGGAGGAUCUACCUGCGGUCUGCGCUGCAGGGGGCCUGGGCCUGACCCCCUUUAGCUUCGAGCCCCCGAUCAGCCUAGAUGGACCUGCCACCAUCCAGAACCUGCGCAUCUCUGGUACUGUCACUGCCAAGGAGCACCGUGGUACUGGUAACCACCCCUAUACCCUCUACACUGUGAAGUAUGAAACCCUUGUUGAUGCCGAAUGCCUGGGCGCUCUGCAGCCUGUUGCCUACCACACAGUGAAUAGGCGCUACAGUGAAUUCCUCAACCUGCAAACUCGGCUGGAGGUGAAGCCUGAUCUGAGGAAGAUGAUAAAGAGCAAAGAUAUCAAAGGCCCCAAGAAGCUUUUUCCUGACCUCUCAUUUGGAAACGCAGAUCUUGAGAAGGUGGAAGUUCGGAAGAGCCAGCUGGAUACAUUUCUUAAACAACUGAGCACCAUCCCAGAGACAGCCAACAGCGAGGAGAUGCAGGAGUUCCUGGCUCUCAAUACCGAUGCCAGCACAGCUUUUGAGAAGAAGCCCUUUGUCAUGUCAAGACUUGACAAGAUGGUGGGGAAUGCUUUAGACACCCUGAAGACCGCCUUCCCUCGCUCUGACCCCCUGAGCCCCUCUGACGACCUGGAUGGAGACAGCAGCUCUGAGAGCAGAGUUCCCCCAGACAGCAGGAAACCCAGGUCACGGCUCAGGUUCUCCAGUAAGAUCGCUCCGUCUCUCAACAUACCUGACCUGCAGCCCAAAGUGACCUACUCCUUCAGCGAAGACAGCACUGUGUUCAACGGCUUAUCCCUGUCUGGCCUGGAGAGCUUUGUUGGAGAGCAGGAGAGGCUCUUGAGCUGGCCUCCCGGGGCCGCGCCCGGGGAGGCCAGGAGGGCCAGCCAGCCGCCCGGGGCAGACCGGAGGGGAGGUGGGAGCUGGGAGAGGAAACCUCGGGGGACAGACACAGCCGUGGCAGAUGUGGCCCUGAACAUCCUGUGCCUGCUGAUGAGGAACCAGUGGAGCUGGCUGUGUACCGAGAACAUCCAGAAGACCAUCAGGCUGCUGUUCGGAACCUUCAUCGAGAGGUGGCUGGAUGUGGGCGUGGCCCACCUGACCAGCGCCCCCUGCUGGGUGAUCUACCUGCAGGUGAUGCAGGAGGCAGUGUGGCCCGGGGGAACUCUCCCCGCCCAGCCCCGCUCAGACCGCAGCCCCGCUCAGAGGGAGGAGACCAAACAGCAGUGUCUCAACUGUCUCCUGCAGCUGCUUCCAGAGUUCAUCACUGACAUGCUGGGGACAGAGAAGUACAGACAGAGCUUGGAGACAGUGCUGGACUCUCUGCAGGACUCCCACAUCAACAAGCACCUCGUCUACUGCGUCUGUGACCUGCUGCUGGAGUUCCUGAUCCCCGAGUCUUCCGAGGAGGACUUCCAGAGGUCUCUCCUGCACAGCCUGUCUGGGGACGUGGAGAGGGUGUCCGCCUCAGCGUGAGUGGGUGUGACCUGACAGCUCUCCCUCCUUUCACCCCAACAUCCUCUUGGCAACCCCCUUAUUUUAGAGUCUCUUUUGUCCGGAGUUCUUUCAUUAAACGAUAGACGAAGCAUGCACACCUGGUUCAGGGCUAAGCAUUGGGGUCAUAAUAUGGCUUUUGUGUCCAGCACUUGUUAAAGGAUUUACUCUAUCCCAGCAGUCCCUCUGAUAUAUCCUUCAACUAACCCACACCCCCCCCCCCCCCCCCAUCCCCGCCAAUGUGGACUUUCUCAUCACCGUGGUGACCAGGGCCCUGCCUGCUGGGUUCAUCAUAAUGGGGCUAGGAGUUUACUGGAAGUGCUGCUGACGUCAGUAUCGACCCUCCUCUCAGACGAUGAGAACUGAAUCAGAAGUUGGAAUUGCUAGAGGGAUAAAGGCUGACAUUGAAUGUAAUAUUUAAACUCAGUAAUGUUGAUAAUGUUAUUGGUUGUAUUUUUAUAUAGAAUAUUAUUUCUUCAUGUAUUUAUGUAUUUAUUUAUAGUAUUAUGAAGGCACAUUAGUGCUUAUCUGAACAUAUUUGAUACAUUGAAGGUGAAAGUGCUGUCGUUUUGGUACAGUAUGACAGCCUGAUUAAUGUAAAAACCUGAUGUUGAAAUAAGUUAAUAAGUUGUAAAUUAAUACUUGAUAUUCAUACUGUGAAUAUGAAUACAAUUAAAUAAAUCAAAAUAUACUUGAGGAUUUUGGAUUGACAGUUUUACUACCAGAGUAAGCCUGCUGUACAUGCAGGCUGCUGCAGUGCUGUUACAUCAGAAGGCACAUCUCUGUUCUCAGGCUUUCUACAGUGUUUUACUUCAUUUUACUAGCCUGUAAUUCAUCUAUUUUGGUAAACAAAAGCAGUGGUGAGUAUUCUACAGCCACCUAGUUGUAGGAGAUGAAUGGCCAGAAGGUAAAGUUGUGUGCAGACAUAACAGAAACCCAUCUCUGUGUUAUUAUUAAUAAGGUUAAACCAAAUGUGUCAGGCAACUAGUUCAUACUUUUGGCCUCUAAAAGUGGUUUUACCUAAUUCCUCCUGGAUGAACUCUGCUUGUGUUAACUGUUAAUGCUUGCUUUUGAUCAUACAACAUGGUUGGAGUGCAUCUGUUUUGAUACACUGUCAAGACUGGAGACGUUUCCACAAUUACGCACAUUCUUCUUCCUUCAGAUUGUUAUUACUACUUUGACUACCUGUCUUUAGGCUGAGCACUGAUUUGUCAGAUCAGUGACAAGCUAAAUGAGACAUUUAACCUUUCCCAGAACUGGUUUCUAUCUCUAAGAAAAACAGAGCAGUGUACAGUCCCACUCGUGACUCCUAAUGGUCCUCAGAAUGUCUCCAUAACUUCACUCCUCCAUCAAGACCCAAAAGUCUGUUGUGGCUCCCCAGUUUCCACGGCGUCUGGCUUGAAUAGUUUGGAGCCCACAUUGGAUGUAGUCGUGGCUGUCUGUCAAGCUGGGGAGACAAGCCAGCGCUAUGAGAUAAUCAAAUGGAACCGAAUUAGGCUUUAUUGUAUAAUCAUUCUUAUAUGGAUAGUUCUAAAAUGCCUUGGAAAGUAAUCCAAUUCAGCUGUUGUCAUCCGCUUGAUUACUUUGAUUCAUUUCCUAUGACUGUGUGUAUUACACAUACCAAAACAUACACACUUUACAGUCUGUACAAACACUAUGCUGUUAAUAUCAUCUUCAUGGUAAACAGUGUUUUGAAUUGAGCUAUUACAUCAUCGAAUAGCCAAAUCAAGAUGAA